AUGGUUGAAUAUAUCGAUGUAAUCAAUGAGGAUGGUAGUCCAGCAGGCUAUUCACUACCAAGAUCAGAGAUACACAGUAAAGGCAUGUGGCAUCGUGUUGUGCAUGUAUGGUUGGUCGAUACCGAAGGAAAUCUCUUGAUUCAACAGAGAAGUGCCAAUAAAGAGUCGUUUGCAUCCUACUGGGACAUCUCUUGUGCGGGUCACAUCGAAGCUGGAAUGAACAGCAUCGAUACAGCAAUAAAAGAACUCGAUGAAGAAUUAGGUCUACACAUUACGGAUGCCUCCAAAUUAGAAUAUCUCUUUACAUAUAAUGAAUUGGCCGAUGUCUACUUAUAUACCUUUUCAAAACAUAUGGAAUUGAGUGAAUUCAAGUUACAGGAGGAAGAAGUUCAAGCAUUGAAAUGGUUGCACUACACAAAACUUUUUGAGAUGGUAUCUCGAAACGAUCCAACUUUUGUACCUCUAAAGAGAGAAGAUCAAACCUAUGAAUUUUGUGACUAUAAAAAGUUUUUUGAAACCCUCGAAAAAAAAUUCCCUUGUGCUAAUUGA
Molecule: messenger RNA, 549 nt
Organism: Heterostelium album PN500
Lineage: Eukaryota; Evosea; Eumycetozoa; Acytosteliales; Acytosteliaceae
Product: NUDIX hydrolase
Exons: 3
Coding region: 1-549 (182 amino acids)
Biological process (GO): isopentenyl diphosphate biosynthetic process
Cellular component (GO): cytoplasm
Molecular function (GO): isopentenyl-diphosphate delta-isomerase activity
Source: RefSeq, a predicted model, not a curated record